This is a messenger RNA of Paramecium octaurelia, 1033 nucleotides long. Lineage: Eukaryota; Ciliophora; Oligohymenophorea; Peniculida; Parameciidae. The record is from the annotation of a GenBank genome assembly.
AUGCAAAAUUAAAUAUUAACAAAUAGAUCAAUAGUCAAACAGGACAGGAUCUCCAAAAUUUUAUCAAAUUAUAAGACUGAAAUUGAUAAACACAGUUAGUAAAGCUUUAGAAUGCUUAGUUAGAAAAUAAAACGAAAAGUACAAACAAUAGGUAUGAUAAGAUAGGAAAUCAAAUUAGUGAUAACUAAGCAAAAUAUCCCAUUCCAAAAAAUAAAACAGAGGUAUCCAGAUUCUUUAGUGAUCAUUCUAAAGGCCAAUUCCAAAUUAGUGUUAAAGAUCUACUCUUACAUAAAAGUCAAAUCUAAAAAAUAUAAUCAAAAAAACCCAAAGAUGACAAAUAUAUAGUUCCCCGGAUAAACAAAAUUCAAAAUGAUGUCUUUAAAAAUUAUCUUGCUCAAAGAAAUUGUAAUGGUUCUAAAACUCAUAGAGACUCAAGUAUUAUCAGUGUCUCUACAUAGGAGAUUUAGAGGUCCGAAUCAAAAUGAGUGACAAAAGUACACAUUCUCAAUAAGCCCUCUUGCAAACACUCAUCAACAAGAGUUAUGAAAAUAAAUUCAACGAACCUAGAGAUUCCCCAGAAUUAUGUUAUGCUUCCUAACAUAUAUUUAAAAUGCUUUAAUAAUCAAUAAAUGGAUAAAGUAGUGUCCUUCUUCGUUCUGGCAGUUAAGGGAAUGUUGCAAAUACUUCAUCUUCCAAUUAUAAAACUGCAGAUCCAAAAUUUAAUAAAAUUAAAACAUUUCUAGAAUAAACAAAAACAUUUCAUAGUACUACUGACCCAUACAAAUUAGCAACAGAUUAAGAAUUUAUAUUAGCAAGAUCAAAGUUUGUUAAAGUGAAUUAAAGUAAAAUUUAAUCUCUUUUAUAAAUUACAAAUAAAAUCAAAAAUACCAUGGAUGUUUUGAAUCAAAUACUAAUUAAAUAAGAAAAAUCAUCAUCUAUAAUAUCAAAUCUCAUAUCUUAUGAAUGUAAUUAUAUUUAUUAUAAUUAAGUGUCAUCUAGAGAUAGUAUCGAGUCAAUCUUAACUUUAGAAUGA